This is a messenger RNA of Copidosoma floridanum, 2057 nucleotides long. RefSeq names its product royal jelly protein-like protein. Gene Ontology annotation, cellular component: extracellular region. The record is from RefSeq and is a predicted model, not a curated record. NCBI's taxonomy places the organism in Eukaryota, Metazoa, Arthropoda, Insecta, Hymenoptera, Encyrtidae.
GUCACGGUGAACGCCACGCUUGUGUGUGCCGUGUGCGUUAUCUGUUUCGUUGGCCGUGCAGUAUCAACUUUACAAAGCUUCUUAGUGAUUUCGUCGAGCCAUCGAGUUUCUCUUUGGUUUAUCAAUUUUUUACGAGGCUGUAGAUAAGUUGUAACCUCUUGGAACUCCCGAUAACCUACUCGUACCCUAUGAAAGUUAGAAUUGCAGAGGAUCGCAAAAGUAGAUGAAAAUGGCAAAGAAAAUGCAGCAUUUAGUACCGUUACUGCUGACUUUUGUGAUUCUUACAAGAUUAGCCAUGUGUUACAAGGAAUUCAAAGGUUUGCAAGACUUGUUGGAGACGACAACGCCGACAACGGCUCAAAGAAUGCGACUAACGCACUCCUGGAAGAUAUUGGAAUUUGCUUUUGAUAGCGAGGCGGACCGAGAGGCUGCCAUCAAAAAUGGCACGUACCGACCUGGAGCUGCUUUACCGAUUGACGUCGACGUUUAUUACGGCGGAACAAAGCCUAAGGUUUUCGUCACGACGCCUCGCCUGGAGCGCGGAGUACCAAUGACACUGGGUUACGUAACCGACAAGCUGUCCGAGAACGGCCAGCAUCUGAUUGCACCUUACCCAGAUUGGGGAUGGAACACCCUUGGCGACAACUGUGACUCCUUAACGGGCGUUUUCAGGGUUCAGAUCGACGAGUGCGACAGGCUGUGGGUGAUGGACACUGGUGUUAUACUCGGAGAGGGUAGGCCCUGCCCGCCCCAGCUGCUCUCCUUCUCGCUAAAGACCAACAAACUGCUGAGCCGCUAUCGCAUCCCCGACGAUCAGUUCGACCCUUUAUUGUCGCUGCACGUAACCGUCGUCGCAGACGUAAGGAUGAAGCCUAACGACUAUUCAAAAGACAAGUCAUGCAAAGACACCUUCGUGUACAUCGCCGAUAAUCAGGCGCACGCACUCAUCGUCUACGAUCACGCAGCGGUCCGCUCCUGGAAGAUAAUCAACCCCCUGUUUGAUCCGAACCCCGACGACAGCAAAUUUUACAUACAUGAUAAGACCUUCGAACUGAUGGACGGCAUUAUCGGGAUGGCCCUCGGUCCCGUCCAACCCGACGGCGACAGGACCCUGUACUUCCACUCCCUUGCGAGUCGCGUCGAGUCUCACGUGCCAACGUCGAUCAUUAGGAACUACGAACUGUUUCACAAAAACUCGCGAGCAGCAUCCGAUGCCUUUAAAGCCUUCCCUACGAAAAGGACCACGCAGUCAGUGGCCGAAGCAAUGGACCGCAACGGCGUCCUAUAUUUUGGUCUGAUGAGUGACUUGGCCAUCGGGUGCUGGAACAGCAAGCAGUUUCCCGAGUUUGGGGGCCGCAACAUUCAUAAUGUCGUUGUCAACGAAGAGACGCUGGAGUUUGCCUCCGGUGUGAAGGUAUUAACGGCACCUGAUGGCCGUCAAGUGCUGUGGGUUCUGACCUCUUCAUUCCAUCGAUACUUGACUGGUAGUAUGAACAUCAACGAGACGAACUUCCGUAUCAAUGCAGGGUUCACCCAGGAGCUAGUACGUGGUACUGUGUGUGACAUUGACGCUGUUCACAAUUUCCCAUUUGCACAUCGCUUUCCGAAGCUACCAUAGACGAACGCAAGUUGUGUUAUUGUCACUACUGUUUUAACUAUUGUCAUCGGAUUUAAUUCCACUCUAACAGCUUAGUUUACUCAUUUUAAACCAUACAAUUAUAUAGUAAUCUCUUCCAUGAACAAUGUGUAAUGUAAUAGAAACAAUGAAAUUCGAAUAAUGAGUGUUUGCGGUAGAAGGACUCUGCAGAGACGACAACACUCAAUUAUUGUAAUAAUGUUGAAAAUAAAAAAAAAAAUGUAAAACCUUCUACGCAAUUAUGUGCAAAAUAAAACUUAUAAAUUUAUUCAUGUACAUUAAAAGUAUAUGCUCGUACCAUAUGCAGGUACAGGGUUAAAAUGAUUCAUUUAUUUUCUUAAUAAUGAUUUUUUGCUCUACCAACUGUAUUUAAUGGCGAUCAUCUGACGAAUAAAUAACAAAAUGUAAAACCAGUAUUUAU